Penicillium mononematosum is the source of this 231-nucleotide messenger RNA. RefSeq lists its product as uncharacterized. The coding region runs from base 1 to 231 and encodes 76 amino acids. NCBI's taxonomy places the organism in Eukaryota, Fungi, Ascomycota, Eurotiomycetes, Eurotiales, Aspergillaceae. The record is from RefSeq and is a predicted model, not a curated record. The transcript is spliced from 2 exons.
AUGGCAGACAGCGGCAAGAUGUUGGAGGCUGCUCCUCACUCCCGGGUCGUGCCCGUUCAGACGCCCGCGCAGUCAAAGCCGAAGCAGCUGCAUUACCCGUUUUGGUUUGGGGGUUCGGCCUCAUGCUUCGCGGCGUCCGUGACGCACCCGUUAGAUUUAGUUAAGGUAAUUGGACGCUCCAAGCCGUUCGAGACAAUGGCCCAUGCCCGCGAUUCCGAACCCCGGCGCUGA